AUGGACGCGCUUCCUGUCGACCACUUUGUAAAAGCCCAGCAGUUCGUGCCUACUGUGCACCGCGAUGUAUAUUCUGCCAUCGAUCCUACACAAGCUUCACUCUCGCAGAAAGGAAGAGUGGUUAUCAUCACUGGCGCCAGCCAAGGUCUAGGAGCUCAAGCUUUCGUACCAUCCUUCGCUGCUGCUGGUGCAAAGGCUAUCGUGCUCGUUGCGCGAAGCGCUCACAAGCUAGAAGAGGUUGCCAAGUUCAUUGCUGGAUCUCAUCCGGAAGUGGAGACUCUUCCAGUCCCGACCGACAUCGCUGAUCCAGUGUCAGUAGCAGCGCUCUUUGAAACAGUCGUGAACAGAUAUGGACACGCCGAUGUUCUUAUCAAUAAUGCGGGUAUUUUCAAAGCCAUCGGCCCAGUUGAGAAUGUCGACCAGACAGCUUGGUGGGACGAAAUGACACUCAACAUCCGCGGCACCUUUUUGAUGACGCAAUCUUUUCUCAAACAACUCCCGAACCCGUCCACACCUGCGAAAAUCAUAACCCUCACCACCGGCGCAGCCUACGAAGUUUUCCCCAACCUCAGCGCCUAUGGCAUUUCCAAGCUCGCCGUUCUCGAACUGAUGACGUAUGUCGCAGCCGAAAAUCCGAAUGUACUUGCCGUUGCCCUCCAUCCUGGAGUCGUUGAUACGGAGAUGACCCUGGAUUCGUUCAAGAGAUUCGCCUUAGAUACGCCGGAGCUAGUAGGUGGGAUCACUGUGUGGCUUGCUGGCUGGCAGGGCGUGACUAGAACUUUUCUGAAUGGGAGGUUUGUCAGUGCGAACUGGGAUGUUGAGGAAUUAGUGCAGAGACGCGACGAGAUUGAGAAGGAGGGAUUGUUGAAAAUGGAUCUCAAGGGUACGCUGGGUGCUGCGCAGUUCGAGAAGUAG
Molecule: messenger RNA, 915 nt
Organism: Alternaria atra
Lineage: Eukaryota; Fungi; Ascomycota; Dothideomycetes; Pleosporales; Pleosporaceae
Exons: 3
Coding region: 1-915 (304 amino acids)
Molecular function (GO): oxidoreductase activity, acting on the CH-OH group of donors, NAD or NADP as acceptor
Source: RefSeq, a predicted model, not a curated record